Messenger RNA from Coregonus clupeaformis (lake whitefish), 1248 nucleotides. Its product is annotated as toll-like receptor 13. The transcript is spliced from 3 exons. Gene Ontology annotation, molecular function: transmembrane signaling receptor activity. Gene Ontology annotation, cellular component: membrane. Gene Ontology annotation, biological process: toll-like receptor signaling pathway; inflammatory response; immune response. NCBI's taxonomy places the organism in Eukaryota, Metazoa, Chordata, Actinopteri, Salmoniformes, Salmonidae. The annotation marks the transcript as partial. The record is from RefSeq and is a predicted model, not a curated record.
ACUGAAGACACCUAUCAGUUAAACGUUAGCCUUAAUGAGGAAGAUCCUGAAACUCAAGAUGACCACACCAGGAAGGGAAAAAAUGCUUGGUUCAUCCGUUGGGUGGAGGACAACAACCAAACGCAAGUUGGUGAUGCCCAUGACUCUAACUGCAGCUAUCCAGACAAUCUGAGGGGCACUAAACUGUUGGACCUUGACACCCGUCCGUGUUCAGUGGACAUAGGCUUCUUCUACUUCCUGUCCACCACUUCUCUGGUCCUCCUCACCCUGCUGGCGUCCUUCAUCUACCAUCUCCUGAGAUGGCAAGUUGUCUAUGUCUACUACCUCUUCCUGGCUUAUCUCUACGACACCAAGCGGAGGAACAGGCGUGCAGCUAAUCAGUACGACGCCUUCGUCUCCUACAACACCCACGAUGAGCCCUGGGUCCUGAGGGAGCUGCUGCCGGAGCUGGAGGGGAAGCAGGGCUGGAGGCUGUGUCUGCACCACCGGGACUUCCAGCCAGGCAAACCCAUCAUAGAAAACAUCACAGACGCCAUCUACGGGAGCCGCAAGACCAUCUGUGUGAUCAGCCGAAACUAUCUGGAGAGUGAGUGGUGCUCCAGAGAGAUACAGGUGGCCAGCUUCCGUCUGUUUGAUGAGCAGAAGGACGUGUUGAUCCUGGUGUUUCUGGAGGAGAUCCCAGACCAGCAGCUCUCUCCCUACCACCGCAUGAGGAGGCUGCUGAAGAGACAGACCUACCUGAGCUGGCCCAGAGCAGGGGAGUACACCGGGGUCUUCUGGCAGAAACUACAGGUGGCUCUGGAGACCAGGGACUGCCCUGCUGAGGAGAACCCAAUCCUCACCGGGGUGGAGAGACAGUGACAGACAUAAACUAAAUGUAAUAACCUUUAACCUACAGUAUAUGUUCUGAACUUUAUCAGAAAUGUUGUGAUAUAAACACGACUUAAAGUUAUUGACAAAUGCUAAUACAUCUUAUAAUUAGAAACUCAGCUAAUUUACUUGCAUAUAGCUACCUGCCUACCCAGCUAGAAAAAUAUUGAGCAAAAUGUGAAGUGGGCCACUGACUGCAGAUAUGUUGCUAAAAUAAGUUUGCUAUCAGUUUGCUUAUUAACUUUCUUAGCUUUGCCUAAUAUCAUUGGUGUUUUUCUUCUUCAAGUAAGAUAAAAUGUACAAUUAUUAAAACAAAUGGUGUCCUACUGUAUUUUUUGUUGUUAAUUUGUGGGGGGGAAACCCUUUUCACUUGUAAUG